Molecule: messenger RNA, 1970 nt
Organism: Electrophorus electricus (electric eel)
Lineage: Eukaryota; Metazoa; Chordata; Actinopteri; Gymnotiformes; Gymnotidae
Gene: lipg
Product: lipase, endothelial
Biological process (GO): lipid catabolic process
Molecular function (GO): protein binding; lipoprotein lipase activity
Source: RefSeq, a predicted model, not a curated record
CUGCGCCUAUAGCUGCUGGGAGCACAAUAAAGGCGCCUGCAGCUACAGCACUGUGAGCGUCUAAGCGCCAAGCCUCGAGCACUAUGGGAGCGAAAUCAGCGCAGCGCAUCGCCCUCGUCUGCCUCCUCCUGUGCGCGCUGAGCGCUUCUACCAGCGCGCCCGGGGAGCGCGCUCCUCUGGAAGGCGACGAUGACGAUGAUGUGUCUAUGGACACCAGUCUGGCUCAAGAUCAGAUUAAAUACAACAUGCGCAAGUCUGUAGAUCUGGAUGAUGAGGGCUGUUACCUGCAUCCUGGGAAGAGGGAGUGUCUUCGGGAGUGUGGUUUCAACGCUUCAGCCAAAACCAUCCUCAUCAUCCACGGCUGGACGAUAGGAGGUGUGUUUGAGAGCUGGAUGUAUCAGCUGGUGGCAGCCGUGCGGCAGAGGGAGCUGGAAGCCAAUCUGAUCGUGGUAGACUGGCUGGAUUUGGCGCACCAGCUCUACCCAGACGCCGUCAGCCACACACGCCACGUGGGGCUCAGCAUCGCUGCCCUGCUGGACUGGCUGCAGGAUGAGCAGCAGGUCUUGCUGGACAGAGUUCACAUGAUCGGCUACAGUCUUGGCGCCCAUGUCGCCGGAUACGCAGGCAACUUCGUACAAGGAACCGUUGGCAGAAUCACAGGGCUGGACCCCGCUGGGCCCAUGUUCGAGGGCGUGGAGGCCCACAGAAGGCUUUCUCCCGAUGACGCUGACUUUGUGGAUGUGCUUCACACCUACACGCGAGAGGCUCUGGGGGUCAGCAUCGGCAUUCAGCAGCCCAUCGGUGACAUUGACAUCUACCCCAACGGAGGAGACGUCCAGCCAGGCUGCACCCUGGGGGAGGUGCUGUCCACAGCAGCUGCCGGGAACUUCAUGGACGUGAUGAAGUGUGAGCACGAGCGCUCUGUGCACCUGUUCGUGGACUCUCUGUUGAACAGUGAGUACGCAGGCUUUGCCUUCCAGUGCACGGGGCCUGAUCGCUUCAACAAGGGCAUCUGUCUGAGCUGCAGGAAGAACCGCUGCAACAGCGUUGGCUACAGUGCCAGGAAGAUGCGCAAGAAGAGGAACAGCAAGAUGUACCUGAAAACCCGUGCCGACACGCCCUUCGCUGGUUACCACUAUCAGAUGAAGAUGCACAUCUUCAACAGGAAAAUGCCCGGCGACUCGGACCCCACAUUUUACGUCAGGCUGUACGGAUCCCAACAUAACACUGCUGAACUGAGCGUGGACAUCCAAAACGGAGUUGCCGUGAACUUCACCAACACGUUUCUGGUCUUCACGGAGGAGGACAUUGGGGAGCUUCUCAGAAUAUCUCUGAUCUGGGAGAGCCCUAUGCAGUCCUUCUCUGCCGUGUGGAAGCGCAUUAAGACCUCGCUGUGGUCCUGGUCCAGCAAGAUGCCCAAACAGGUCCUGGAGGUUCGGAAGAUCCGUGUCAAAUCUGGAGAAUCGCAGAAGAAGUACACCUUCUGUACGGAAGACCUCUCCCUCAAUGAGAUUUCACCAGGAAAAGAGAUCAGCUUUGUCAAGUGUCGUGAUGGUUGGGAGGUGAAACCCAAAAGGAUUUCCAUGUGAGGAGUGGCACUGUGGUCCACACAGGAGAGACUGAGCACUUUUGUCUGGUGUAAGGAUGACUGUGGUCACAGGGCUCAUUGUGCCCGCUCCCCGGGCUCGGCUCCUGCUACCUCCACAACUGACUCGUCCAGGUGUAUGUGGAGCCGACAGUUUUUACACUGUUACCAGCACUACAGUCCUGGGGUGUCUGAGUGUGUGUUUGUUUGUUUGCUUUUUAUUUAUUUCACUAUGAAGAAUGAAACAGCACUGCUAAACCAGGCAUGUUUACCAGCCAUCUUGGACUAAAGCACAUACUCGUUCUCAUUUUGGUGCUAAUGUUGUGUGUGUGGUUGUGUGUGUGGUUGUGUGUGUGGUUGUGUGUGUGUGUGUGUGGUUGUGGUU